Messenger RNA from Sipha flava (yellow sugarcane aphid), 522 nucleotides. RefSeq lists its product as uncharacterized. The record is from RefSeq and is a predicted model, not a curated record. The annotation marks the transcript as partial. The transcript is spliced from 2 exons. NCBI's taxonomy places the organism in Eukaryota, Metazoa, Arthropoda, Insecta, Hemiptera, Aphididae.
UGCUUAUGGCGAAAAUUGCAAUCGUGUGGAUUAAAGAACAGGUAUUCCACAGACGCAAUAUUUGCCCACGAAUUAAAAAAAUUAUCGGCUCUUGCUUUUGUACCUGUUGAUAAUGUUAUUUCUGCAUUUGAAGAACUAAUUAAUUCCAACUACUACGUAGACAAUGAAGAAGAAUUACGAACAUUUGUUGAUUAUUUUGAGGACACGUGGAUUGGGAGACCAACACGUGGUGGUAGGCGAAGAGCGUCUACUUUUCCAAUUAAAAUAUGGAAUAUGUUUGAUUCUGUAACGGAAGACUCUCCCAGGACAAAUAAUGCAGUAGAAGGAUGGCACAGAGCGUUUAAUUCUGCACUUGCAGCUAACCAUGUAACAGUGUGGAAGUUCAUAAAUAUGUUAAAACGAGAACAAGGUCUGCAGAAGGCCAAAAUGGAGCAGCAAACAGCUGGUGCACCUCAACAAAAAAAAAGGCGAAAGUAUAAACAUUUGGACGAGCGGUUAAUUGCUGUUUAUUACGGUAUGUGA